This is a messenger RNA of Anastrepha ludens (Mexican fruit fly), 4762 nucleotides long. RefSeq names its product zinc finger protein 91-like. Gene Ontology annotation, biological process: regulation of transcription by RNA polymerase II. The transcript has 8 exons. Gene Ontology annotation, molecular function: zinc ion binding; chromatin insulator sequence binding. Gene Ontology annotation, cellular component: nucleus; chromosome. The record is from RefSeq and is a predicted model, not a curated record. NCBI's taxonomy places the organism in Eukaryota, Metazoa, Arthropoda, Insecta, Diptera, Tephritidae. Bases 138 to 3815 code for a protein of 1225 amino acids.
UUAACGUUUUUAACUAUCGAUGAAAUUUCAUCUCUGAAAAUAAAAGUAUCAUCGCCAUACACUGAAAGCUUGAAGAAAAUAUAAACAACUCGCAAUACGAUUCAUUAAUUAGUAAAUAUAAAAAAGGAGAGCGAAAUAUGCAGACAGGAAACGCAUCAAUCGGCGGAAAAGACUACAACUCCACUUCUACCUCCGCAUCCGCAUCCGCAGAUUGGCACUAUUGGUGUCGACUUUGCGCAAAGAUUGAUACACACAGUGAAAAUAUUUUCUAUGAACAUCAACCACAAAUAACUUACUCGGGGGGCAAAAGUGACGAUAAUAGAUGUACAAUGGCCGUAGCAAUAGGAAAAUAUUUUUACGUACAAAUAAAACACGAUGACGAUUUGCCCAAAUUAUUAUGCACAGAGUGCAUUUCAUUGGUGACAACCCUUCUAGAUUUUAAUGAACGUGUUGUUAAAGUGCAAGAAAUGUAUGCUGAACUGCAAAGUGCUCAAUUCAGUAACGAUAGAGAUUUUCAGUCUAUUCGACUAAAAUAUGGAAUUCUGAAGGAAGAUCCAGCUCAAUUAUACAAGCACCAACAUGAAGAAGAUUGUUUUACUGAAAAGAUUGAUGAAGCAAGUGUGGUAAACAUGCACAAUUUUGAAAUCAAAUUAAUAACGGAAAUUUCAACCGAUUGUAUGCAAACCAAUGAAGUUAGUCAUUCACUCGAAUUUGAAGGCACGGAAGGUGAAGAUCCAUUUGCCAGCGGAGUUGUCGUUGAGACCUCUGAAAACCAGACUCUUCGUGCAAUAAAAGAAUGUGAUGGAGAAAGUAAUGAUGGUAAAUUAUCUGAUUUCAUACCUUUGAAUGCACAGAAUAAGUUAUUAAAAACCGAAAUAAACACAAAUGAAAAGGGAGGAGCUUCAAAAAAAGAUAAUGAAUUGAAGUUAAUUGAUACUAAUCGUAAACGAUCUCAUAAAAGUAGUUUUGGUAUAAAGUUAGAAAAGUUUAUUACUGGCUCCGAGGGAAAGUCAACUGAUGACAAAUACUUUUGUAGCACCUGCUCCCUUCAUUUUCAACGUCCUGGCAAUUUUCGUGUGCAUAUGAAGAAAAGACAUGGCAUCGUAUAUGAAUUAGAUCCUUUGACAUGUCCUCAAUGUCAAAAAUCUUUCAAAACAGAGUUCAAACUAACCCAUCACAUAAAAACGCAUCGGCCACUGUCGGAUAAGCGAAUAUUUCCAUGCCCACAAUGUGAUCGAAAAUUUCAAACAAAAGAUUCUGUAAGCACACAUAUAAAAUUUGUUCAUGAAGAUAUUCGUCCAUUUAUUUGUGAAGAAUGUGGUAAAGGUACACGAACCGAAACAACACUACGAGAACAUAUGCUUAUACACACUGACCUGGCACCUUUUGAAUGUGAAAUAUGUAAGAAAGGUUUCAAAAAUCAGGCGCGUUUAAAGAAUCAUAUGCAGAUACACAGUUCCAGUAAGCACAUCUGCAGAGAAUGCGGCUUGCAAUUAAAUACUCGUGAAACUCUAAAUCGUCAUAUGCUCGUACAUUCUGAUAUUAUGCGUCAUAAGUGUGAUUAUUGUGGGCGAGCUUUUAAACGAGCCAAAACGUUGAAGAAUCAUUUAAUACUCCAUAGUGGUCUAAAGCCCUAUACAUGUGACUUCUGUGACAGAACUUUUGCAACUGGGGCCAAUUGCCGGACUCACAAAAGAAAAUCACAUCCGGAAGAAUUAGCGGCAUUAGAGGCUUCAGGAGAAAAAACUUACACGAAAAAUAUACCCAGAUUGUCUGUAUUAAAAACAGUAACGCAAUCUGCCGAAAAUCUAAUUCCUGUUGGCUCCAAACAGAAUGAUGACCUUUUAUUAGGAAGGAAAUUGAAACUUCCGUCCGAUUGUGCUAUUGGUGCCAAUCACUCCAGUUCCUUGACAACGAUAAAUUCAUCGGCUGAAACAGUACUUUCAAGCACAGUGAGCCAAGGCGAAUUUAUUACAGGCGAUGGCCUUCGCAACGGAGAGCAAAAUAUGCAGACAGGAAACGCAUCAGUCGGCGGAAAAGACUACAACUCCACUUCUACCUCCGCAUCCGCUUCCGCAGAUUGGCACUAUUGGUGUCGACUUUGCGCAAAGAUUGAUACACACAGUGAAAAUAUUUUCUAUGAACAUCAACCACAAAUAACUUACUCGGGGGGCAAAAGUGACGAUAAUAGAUGUACAAUGGCCGUAGCAAUAGGAAAAUAUUUUUACGUACAAAUAAAACACGAUGACGAUUUGCCCAAAUUAUUAUGCACAGAGUGCAUUUCAUUGGUGACAACCCUUCUAGAUUUUAAUGAACGUGUUGUUAAAGUGCAAGAAAUGUAUGCUGAACUGCAAAGUGCUCAAUUCAGCAACGAUACAGAUUUUCAGUCUAUUCGACUAAAAUAUGGAAUUUUGAAGGAAGAUCCAGCUAUACAGCACCAAGAUGAAGGAGAGUGUUUUACUGAGAAAAUUGAUGAAGCAAGUGUGGCAAACAUGCACAAAUUUGAAAUCAAAUUAAUAACGGAAGUCUCAAGCGAUGGUAUCCAAACAGAUGAAGUUAGUCAUUCACUUGAAUUUGAAGGCACGGAAGGUGAAGAUCCAUUUGCCAGCGGAGUUGUCGUUGAGACCUCUGAAAACCAGACUCUUCGUGCAAUAAAAGAAUGUGAUGGAGAAAGUAAUGAUGGUAAAUUAUCUGAUUUCAUACCUUUGAAUGCACAGAAUAAGUUAUUAAAAACCGAAAUAAACACAAAUGACAAGAGAGGAUCGUCAAAGAAGGAUAAGAAAUUGAAGUUAAUUGAUACUAAUCUUAAACGAUCUUACAAAAGUAGUUUUGACAAAAAGUUAGAAAAGGGUAUUACUGGCUCCGAGGAAAAGUCAACUGACGACAAAUACUUUUGUAGCACCUGCUCUCUUCAUUUCCAACGUCCUGGCAAUUAUCGUAUACAUAUGAAGAAAAGACAUGGAAUGGCACUAGAACCUUUGACAUGCUCUCAAUGUCAUAAAUCUUUCAAGACAGUAUUCGAAUUGAAUUUCCAUAUAAAAACACAUCGUCCACUAUCAGAGAAACGAAUUCUUCCAUGCCCACAAUGUGACCGAAAAUUUCAGACAAAAGGUUCUGUAGCCAGGCAUAUAAAGUUUGUUCAUGAAGAUAUUCGUCCAUUUAUUUGUGAAGAAUGUGGAGAAGGAACACGAACCGAAACAACACUACGAGAACAUAUGCUUAUACACACUGACCUGGCACCUUUUGAAUGUGAAAUAUGUAAGAAAUGUUUCAAAAAUCAGGCGCGUUUAAAGAAUCAUAUGCAGAUACACAGUUCCAGUAAGCACAUCUGCAGAGAAUGUGGCUUACAAUUAAAUACUCGUGAAACUCUAAAUCGUCAUAUGCUAGUACAUUCUGAUAUUAUGCGUCAUAAGUGUGAUUAUUGUGGGCGAGCAUUUAAGCGUGCGAAAACGCUAAAAAGCCAUUUAAUACUCCAUAGUGGUCUAAAGCCCUAUACAUGUGACUUCUGUGACAGAACCUUUGCUAAUGGGGCCAAUUGUCGUACUCACAAAAGGAAAUCACAUCCGGAAGAAUUAGCGGCAUUAGAGGCUUCAGGAGAAAAAACAUACACGAAAAAUAUACCCAGACUGGCCGCAUUAAAAACAGUAACAAAGCCUAUUUGUACUGUUGGCACAAAGGACUCCGAUUCGAUGAUAAAGAUAGAUGGAUCUGCUGAAACAGGACUUUCUGAAAGUAAAACAAUGUUUAAUAAUACUAAUGAUUCAGAUACAGGCAACUUUCCAAAUGGAAGUAAUACACAAUCAUCAUUUUGGUAAAGUAAAAAAAUUAAUUUGCUUUUGAAAGUUAAUUAGUUUAAAUAAAUAUAAAGAAGUUUACGAAAUUGAUAAAGGGGAAACUGAUAUCCACAAAAUCUGCACAAGCAUAGUACGGCCGGCAAUAUUUUCGGCUAAAAUUUAUUUACCAUUUUGUUUGUGGCGGAGGGGUUAGAAGCGUGGUAACUUCUACUCCACAACUAGGCAACUCAAACAUUUCAAUGAUUUAUUCUUUCCAUUCUACGACGUCUAUGUCCCACGGUAGGCAAUGGCAAAUCUCCGAGUGUGUUUAUGCCAUAAAAAUGGCUACUCAUAAAUGUACUAAAAUUUACGAGAUAGUGACAUGACAUUUUUUGUUAAGAAAUUGAAAGUAAGUAAAUUAGCGAGUAUAAAGUUUCAAAACUGCUUUUAUUUAAACAUUAGAGUGAACAUUGGGCAAUUUCAGCCGAAACCAAACAUUUUAAAGGGCUCAAGUAAUAAUCUCCCAUAUGUACAUGUCGUAAUUAUUUAUUGCUCGUGGCUAAAUAAUUUGUUAGUUUUAUUAUUUAUUUAUUAAAAGAAUUUAUUAAAAUACUCCACAUAAAAAUAUAAAAACUUUUGGUAGAGUUGCCCCCCAUUAGCCAAAAAUUGCGAAAAUAAUAUAUACUAACGCAUACAAUAUAACAACACUACAAUCAAACGGAACGUGAUUGAAAAAAAUAUAAUAUAUACCAUACUAUUAUGUAGGUCUGCUACGUAUAAAAAAAAAAACAAAUAAAUUGGCGUGGAUGAUUCACAAAUUUCGUUAUCUACUGAAGAAAUCUGGGAAAAAAUUAUUGCCUACAGGAUAAAUUAAAAGAAGCAUUACUAAUGAUAAAAAUAUAGUUCAAUAACUUUACAAAGAAGAAGUGUGUUAAUAAUUUCCACAUAUACAAUAUAAAAAAUCUAAAUUGGUUAAAUGUAUAGUUUAA